AUGAAUGUAUCGUUUUGUUUGCAGAAAAAUAGAGAAAAUGGCCGGAAGACAAAAGUCGGAGGAAGCAAGAAGCCGAAAUUUCGAAAAACUCUAGAAGAAGCAUUGCUUCUGUACUUUCAAAAGGGUGCCAGAAAAUCUCAAUUUUCCUGUCUGUCGACUGGGUACUCCGGAAAAAUGCAACUGAGAAUGAGGAAGGAAAAAGUUCUGGAAAAUUACUUCGAAACAACAAUCAACAUCAUCUUCUGCUCAUCGUCAUCGACUGAGGCAAAAAUGGUCAAAACGAGAAGCUCCGAUGCCGUUUCAGCCAGUUCGACAACAGCGGAAGAGAAUAAUAUAAAUUUUAAUUAA
Messenger RNA from Caenorhabditis briggsae, 348 nucleotides. The transcript is spliced from 3 exons. The record is from RefSeq and is a predicted model, not a curated record. The coding region runs from base 1 to 348 and encodes 115 amino acids. Lineage: Eukaryota; Metazoa; Nematoda; Chromadorea; Rhabditida; Rhabditidae.